AUGGCUCCAAACAUUUUCAUCUGCUUGCGAAAUGCCCUCUGUCCCCUAUACUGGGUCGAGAAAGGCAACCGGGUAAACGGCGACGUCGCCAAGGACGAGCACUGGGAUUCUCCCGUGCCGGGCACCUAUCGCUUUAUCCCAGAGCGUGGUUGGCAUCUUAUCCGUCGGGAUGGAGCCGAAGACGACAAACAGGAACAACCGUAUGUGCCAGUCGUCUACUGCCGCAUUGUCCACCGAUACCUGCUCGCUUCAGACAUGCAACAGCGCUGUCGCUACCACAAGGUCGAGCUCCACCGCGGCGAAGAGCCUCAGCGAUGCCUCUUUUUCCGUCUAGACGACGGCUUCACCUGGGUCAUUGGUUGGGACUCACGCGGCAAAUUCAUUCCGGGCCCGUACCGCAAGUGGUGUUAUGACAAAGAGCUCAUGAAGAUGCGCCGUAUGACCUCGUACGAAGACAGCUCAGCUGCGACUUCGCCUUCUACUUCUCGAAACGGCAGUCUGGCUUAA
Talaromyces rugulosus is the source of this 507-nucleotide messenger RNA. RefSeq lists its product as uncharacterized. The coding region runs from base 1 to 507 and encodes 168 amino acids. The transcript has a single exon. Lineage: Eukaryota; Fungi; Ascomycota; Eurotiomycetes; Eurotiales; Trichocomaceae. The record is from RefSeq and is a predicted model, not a curated record.